AUGCAACAAGAAACCGAAAGUUGUGUUUUGGACGAAGAUCCAUUGGAGGUAAGCAAUGAAAAAAGCGAAAACAAAUCGCCGCACGUGAGAGCUAUCCACCCAAGCAAGGAUCUAAAUAGAUAUAUAGUGGACAAGUUCCAUCAACCUACAGCCAAAUCAAAGGCCGCUCCUUUUGAAGCCAUCGAUCUUUCCAUCUAUAAACCUUCAGCUAGAUGCCUUGCUUUCUCGACAUCUGAAGAUCGCCUGUUAUUAUGGAUUGUAGCUUUCCAAUUUCGCUAUUAUGAAAUAACCGGAAAUGGAACCGAUUAUACUGUGAUAUGGGAAGAGCAAGACAACCCAAGCUCAACCUCGAAGUGCGAUAAAAUCUGUAUUCAUCUUUCAAUGAAUACAUCCACUGGCGAAGAAAAAUUGGUAACCAUUACAGUUUUUGGUACAACUGGGAGGAUCCUCGUGCAAGGGAAAAAAUAUGAUGAAUGGAGCAAAUUCGAAUUUCCGGUGAUUCUGAAAAUUGUCAACACUCUCAGCGAUCUUCAACCUCUCUCUUCACUCUCUUCAGUUGGAGAUGUUUCUCUCUUUGGAGCCUCGCUUCAAAACUUUUUUACGAACUUCAUAACAUUUGUCAGAGAUGAUGACAUCCCAUCAUCAAAUAAUUUGGAUGCCGAACUUCCCUCAACAACCAAACCGGAAGCUUUAUCGCCAACUGAAACACUAACAAUCUCCCCAACCCGUUUAAAGACAAUCUCAUCCAUGCGAGACACACUCGGGCAGCUAGAGGCAGAUUUUACAGAAUUUCAUAUGACCACUACCGGGGAUUUGGAACAGCUAAAAGACAAAACCGUUAAACAAGAUCACUUAAUUAAGCUACAAAAACAAUCAUCUGACGAUCUACUCAAUGAUUUUUCCUCGCAGAUUACAUCACUCCAAAAAAUAGUCUCUCAACAAUCAAGCAUCAUUAAAAAAUUGCAAGAUGAAAACCAGAUCCUCCACAAGAAACACGUACAAAUUGACAAAGCAAAUCAGGCCCUGCAAGAAUCACAAAAUAAUCUGAUGACAGAAAUUAAUUUCCUUAAAGAACAAAUGACAGCGCUUUGGCAAAACUCGAAGGAACCUGACCCCCCCAGCCCUUCCUCACAACCCGAGUCUUCUUGCUCCGAAAACACUUCUGACAGCGAACAAAAAAAUACGGACUGUGAGGCAUCUCGACUACCCAUCGCAGCUCAAAAGCUUACAGUAAAUAUUCCCACGGAAAACAGGUUUUCGCUGCUCCAGAAUUGUGACACAUCUGACAGCUUAUCCAACACACAGCAAGAAAUUGUCCCGGAGACAAACACAGAAAAUAUGACUCCACCUACUCCACAAGACAUCGCGCCACCGCCGAACCAAGCAUCAGUAAACAAUAAAGCCGUUUUUCUGUGCGAUUCGAAUGGAAAAUUUAUCGACAAAAGAAAGCUUUUUCAGCCAACACAAGAUUUCACAUUCUUCAGAUGUCCCAAAAUUGAACACGCAAGGGCUAUUUUACAAGAUGAAAUUGAUAAAGAAUCGGCUGGACAUCCUCAAUUAAUCAUCAUCCACACCGGAACAAAUGAUCUUACUACAACCACGCCAAUAGACGACUUCAUCUCUGAUAUAUCUGUAUUAAUCACUCAAGCAUCUACAAAGUUCCCAAAGACCAAAAUCGUUUAUUCAACUCUCUUGCCGCGAACUGACAUUCCCCUGCAUACUUUAUCCAAAAUAAACACAAACCUUAUUGACAGCUGCUCAAAACUACCAAACGUCCAUCUAGUCAAUCAUGACAAUAUCUUCUCCAAGGGAACUGAAGUGUUGCAUGACAGAAAACAUCUUAAAAAAAGACACCUUGGUUUGUUCGCAGCAAACUUAAAAGCAGCCAUUCGUGGUAGAGGAAAACCACCUCGCGCCAACUCCAACCAAUUGUACCGAUCCUCACUCUCUUCGCCGCACUCGUUUCACACUAGCCCUUCGGAAGGCUAUCCUCCCUCCAGCAAUGGUGUUCGGAACAUACACAGCCAAGUCCACCAAACUUCGCGGCAGCAACAACCUUUACCUUCCCGUUUCCCAUAUACAACUUCCUCGCGAGAUGCCUCUUAUAGUAAUGCUGUUAAAAACGGUCACAACACCUACAACAUUCCGCAAUCACCGCAACAGCAACAGAACUUUCCGCCGCAACACUACAAUGUACAGAGCUUCUCACCGUCUCACUUAG
Messenger RNA from Porites lobata, 2221 nucleotides. The record is from the annotation of a GenBank genome assembly. NCBI's taxonomy places the organism in Eukaryota, Metazoa, Cnidaria, Anthozoa, Scleractinia, Poritidae.